Malassezia sympodialis ATCC 42132 is the source of this 963-nucleotide messenger RNA. RefSeq names its product Activator of Chs3-like protein. The transcript has 2 exons. Lineage: Eukaryota; Fungi; Basidiomycota; Malasseziomycetes; Malasseziales; Malasseziaceae. The record is from RefSeq and is a predicted model, not a curated record. Gene Ontology annotation, molecular function: protein binding. The coding region runs from base 1 to 963 and encodes 320 amino acids.
AUGCCUAAACAAGCUCGCAAGUAUCGCGAGUCUCUUUUGCACGAAGGUAUGCGGGUCAUCAAAAAGCUGGCCACGACGCCUGUAGCGCCGGGCCAGCCACCGUUCGCCGAGGCACAAUUCUAUAUGGCCAACUGCUACGGCAAUGGACGCAACGGGGUUAGUAUUGACCACGUCAAGUCAUAUCAUCUGUAUGUGCAGGCAUCGAAGCAGAAUCAUGCGGCAGCGACGUACCGCACGGCGGUAUGCAACGAGCUGGGUGCUGGGACCAAGCGCAACUAUGAGCUCGCCAUGCGCUUCUACCGCAAAUCAGCUUCGCUUAGCGACACGGCCGGCCUGAUCCUGCUGCAUGGCCUCCUUGAUCAGCCGGCGAACCCCCGCGAGGCCAUAGUGUGGCUGCGCCGCGCCGCGAGCCAGGCCGACGAAGAUCACCCACAUGCCCUGCACGAGCUUGCACUACACUACGAGGAUCCCGCUGGAAAGGUCGUGCCGCACGACGAGGUGGUGGCACGGGACCUCUAUACCCAGGCGGCGCGGCUGGGGCACGCACCGUCGCAGUGCAAGUUGGGUGACGCCUUUGCCAACGGCACCCUAGCCUGCCCCGUCGAUGCACGGAGCAGCAUCAGCUGGUAUACCAUGGCGGCCAACAAGGGCCUGGGCGAGGCAGAGCUCGCGCUCAGCGGCUGGUUCCUCACAGGUGCCGAAGGCGUUUUGCCGCAAAGCGACACAGAGGCGUACCAAUGGGCGCGCCGUGCGGCGGCUAAGGGCAUCGCUAACGCCGAAUAUGCCAUUGGGCACUAUACCGAGGUCGGUAUCGGCACACCCGUGAACUUCGAUGAGGCCAAGCGCUGGUACAGCAAGGCCGCCGCGCAGCAUCACGCACGUGCUGCGCAGCGCCUGCAGGACUGGAAGACGAACCAUAGUCGCUCGAGCCCGGGCGCCGAGAAAGAGUGCGUCAUCAUGUAA